AUGGCGGCGGCGGCGGCGGGCGCGGAGCCGGGCCCGGUGGUAGGGGCGGCGGCGGCGGCGGCGGCCGGGGAGGAGGAGCCGGGCCCGGGAGCGCCGUGUGCGGCCCCGCUGCGCCUGGCGCGGCUGCCGCUGGCCCGGGUGAAGGCGCUGGUGAAGGCCGACCCCGACGUGACGCUGGCCAGCCAGGAGGCUGUCUUCGUCCUGGCCCGCGCCGCGGAAUUGUUUGUUGAAACCAUAGCUAAAGAUGCUUAUGUAUAUGCCCAGCAAGGAAAAAGGAAAACUCUUCAGAGAAAAGACUUGGAUAAUGCCAUUGAAGCCAUUGAUGAGUUUGCUUUUCUGGAAGGCACUUUGGACUGACCUGACCAGGAAAGGAGUUAUAUGAAGAAAAGGACUGGGAACAGCUGCUGGGAAGAUGCAUGGGAUGAGAUUUUCAAAACAGUCAAUGGGAAUGGGACUCAUCUACUUAGUUUAAAUAAUGUUGUCUGUGUUUUACAGACUGCUUUGAGUGUCUCAAUCAUAAUGUUUUGUAUAAAGUUUAAGUUGUUAUAGUUCUUUAUUUUAAAUACAUAUUUUUCAUAAAUACUUUGUAUGUCAGUGUACUGUGUCCUCCAGGUCACAUUUCAGAGCUCAUCUCAAACUUGGUGUAUAACACAGCAAUAGCUCAGUAUAGCAAUGCUGUAUUUGCAUCUAUUCUAAAAUUCUCCAUUGAUAAAAAAGCUUUGAGGAUGGAUUGAACCUGCCUCUGAGGUCUGAUUAUAGUUUUUAUUUUUAUGGAAAUGUAUUUCUUUUCUGUAUGUUUGUCUCUUGGCCAAACAGAAUUCAACAUUUCUUGACUAAUAAAUAUGCUGCCCUGAGCCUUUUCUGGGGAGGGCGGCAUGUAUAGUU
This is a messenger RNA of Alligator mississippiensis (American alligator), 885 nucleotides long. It is a transcript of the gene POLE4, whose product is annotated as DNA polymerase epsilon 4, accessory subunit. Gene Ontology annotation, cellular component: nucleus; epsilon DNA polymerase complex. Lineage: Eukaryota; Metazoa; Chordata; Crocodylia; Alligatoridae. Gene Ontology annotation, molecular function: protein heterodimerization activity. The transcript is spliced from 4 exons. The coding region runs from base 1 to 357 and encodes 118 amino acids. The record is from RefSeq and is a predicted model, not a curated record.